AUGCUCCGCGGCCAGACCCUCCCCUGGAGAGCCGCGCUCCAUCAAACACCGCGCCCUCUAAUCGUUCGGCCUUUCCUUGCUUCUCCUAGAUACAAUGCCAAUUUCCGAUCAGCCUUAAGGUCUACGCGCCUCUCCCGUCCUCUUCCGUCCUCUCCCCGCACCUUUUCCUCGAGCUCUAUCCGACGGAAAGAAAAGCCUCCACCGGGGGAGGACAAAGAAGAUUCGCCACAAAAGGAGCAGAAAGAUGCCAACGAAGAGAAAGAUGUUGACCGUAGCUCCGAAUCUCGACGGAAACCCACCGAUUCUUCGGGCAAGCAUGGAUCGUCAUUAGAACCGGGAGCUCCGACAUCGGGCUCCGCACGGCGGAAGGACAAGUCCACUGGGGACAAGGAGCAGCGUGGACUGGAAGAAGACUCCAAAAAGGACAAUAAUGCAGCUGAAGGAAAAGGCAAUUCAUCCGAUCCAUCACCGAUUCCACCCAGCGGGAGUUCGUCGGACUCCAAACCUAGCGGUGCUAACAACGGUGGAAAUGAAGACGGUGGCAAGAAAGGCAAGAAGGGCUCUAACGAGAAGGCUUUGCAGAAGCCUUCGGUUCCCGAGGUGUAUCCUCAAGUGAUGGCGAUUCCAAUUGCCAAGCGCCCCCUGUUCCCUGGAUUCUACAAAGCAAUUACUAUUCGGGACCCUAAUGUGGCCGUGGCCAUCCAGGAUAUGAUGAAGCGAGGACAGCCAUACGUGGGUGCUUUCUUAUUCAAGGACGAGAACGCUGAUGGCGACGUGAUUGAAAAUCUGGAUGACGUGUAUGAUGUUGGUGUCUUUGCCCAGAUCACGGCUGCGUACCCACUCCGUGGAGAAUCCAGCGGUGUGACCGCUGUGCUCUACCCUCACCGUCGCAUCAAGGUUUCUUCGCUACUACCGCCCAGCGACCAGGCCAAGGCUACUGCGACUACAACAGAGGAUAAGGCCACGGAAAAACGGGGUGAUGUUGUUGCUAGCUUUGAAGAAGGCGCCGCCGAACCUGCGCCCAAAGAUCACUACGAGCCGACCUCCUUCUUGCGAAAAUACCCAGUCAGUCUGGUCAACGUGGAAAACCUGGUGGAAGAAGCACAUGACAAGAAGAGUGCUAUCAUCCGUGCAGUGACAAGUGAGAUUGUCAACGUGUGCAAAGAGAUUGCUUCCCUCAACCCAUUGUUCCGUGAUCAGAUUUCUGCCUUUUACACAGACCAAUUUCCCGGAAACCUAAGUGAUGAGCCUGCUAAGUUGGCCGAUUUCGCCGCAGCUGUUUCCGCAGGAGAGCUGCACGAGAUGCAAGAAGUCCUCGAGAUGAUGAAUAUUGAAGAGCGACUUCCUAAGGCGCUUGUGGUCUUGAAAAAGGAGUUGAUGAACGCGCAACUGCAGUCGAAGAUCUCCAAGGAUGUGGAGGCUAAGAUUCAGAAGCGCCAACGCGAGUACUGGUUGAUGGAGCAGAUGAAAGGCAUCAAGAGAGAAUUGGGCAUUGAAUCUGAUGGAAAGGACAAGCUUGUCGAGAAGUUCAAAGAAAAGGCAGAGAAGCUUGCCAUGCCAGAAGCUGUAAAGAAGGUGUUUGACGAGGAGAUCAACAAGCUGGCUCACCUGGAACCGGCUGCGUCCGAAUUCAACGUGACCCGCAACUACCUUGACUGGUUGACCCAGAUUCCCUGGGGCCAGAAGAGUGUGGAGAAUUUUGGAAUCAAGAAUGCGAUGACCGUUCUGGAUGAGGAUCACUACGGCCUCAAGGAUGUCAAGGACCGUAUUCUUGAGUUUAUCGCUGUUGGAAAGCUCCGUGGAACAGUGGAAGGAAAGAUUCUCUGCCUUGUCGGCCCACCAGGUGUCGGAAAGACCAGUAUCGGAAAGUCGAUCGCUCGUGCACUAAACAGACAGUAUUACCGAUUCUCUGUUGGUGGGUUGACUGAUGUGGCCGAGAUUAAGGGACACCGAAGGACCUACGUCGGUGCUCUUCCUGGCCGUAUCAUCCAAGCUCUCAAGAAGUGCCAAACCGAAAACCCUCUCAUCCUGAUCGAUGAGGUAGACAAGAUUGGACGUGGACACCAGGGCGAUCCGUCGUCCGCUUUGCUCGAACUCCUCGACCCUGAGCAGAAUUCGUCGUUCUUGGACCAUUAUAUGGAUGUUCCGGUGGAUCUAUCCAAGGUUCUCUUUGUCUGCACUGCCAACAUCACGGACACAAUUCCUCGACCACUUUUGGAUCGUAUGGAACUCAUUGAGCUUUCGGGUUACGUUGCGGACGAGAAGAAGGCCAUCGCGGAUCGUUACUUGGCUCCCGCUGCAAGAGAGCUGACUGGUCUCAAGGAAGUCGAUGUUACUCUUAAGGAGGAUGCCAUCGAAGAGCUCAUCAAAUCAUACUGUCGCGAAAGCGGUGUCCGCAACUUGAAGAAGCAGAUCGAAAAGGUCUAUCGAAAGGCCGCUUUCAAGAUUGUUCAGGAUUUGGGAGAGGAUGUCUUUGCGGAAGAAGACGCCAUUACCGAUGAAGGAAAGGCUGCGCAGGAGUCGUCGAAGAAGGAAGAGACCUCCGAUCCGAAUGACCCCCCUGCUGACCCAGAGAAAUCGACCACGGAAACUCCCCGACUUGCUCUUAAGGUACCUGAUAGCGUGCACCUCAGCAUCGGCAAAGACAGCCUCACAGACUAUGUUGGGCCACCAGUUUUCACGGCCGAUCGCCUGUACGACACUUUCCCCCCCGGUGUGACGAUGGGACUUGCAUGGACCAGUAUGGGAGGCGCCGCUCUCUACGUUGAAUCUAUUUUGGAGAAUGCCCUGACACCUGAGUCGCGACCGGGUAUCGACAUCACUGGUAACUUGCAGAAUGUCAUGAAGGAAUCUACCCACAUUGCCUAUUCAUUCUCCAAGUCGGUGAUGGCUAAGAAAUUCCCGGAAAACAAAUUCUUUGAAAAGGCCAAGCUGCACAUGCAUUGCCCUGAGGGUGCUGUGCCCAAAGAUGGCCCAUCUGCUGGUAUUACCAUGGCGACGUCUCUGUUGUCCUUGGCUUUGGACCACCCUCUCGACCCAACUAUUGCCAUGACAGGAGAACUGACCGUGACUGGCAAGGUGUUGCGCAUUGGAGGGUUGCGGGAGAAGACAGUUGCGGCGCGCCGUGCGGGAGCGAAGAAGAUUAUUUUCCCCGCGGAUAACAUGUCCGACUGGCUUGAGCUGCCUGAGAACAUCAAGCAAGGCAUUGAAGGCCAUGCGGCCGGCUGGUACUCGGAGGUGUUUGACAUUCUCUUUGCCAACCUAGACCGAGACGCCGCCAACAAGGUGUGGUCGAAGGCGCUUGCGGACACAUCGUCCAAGAAAAAACUCAAGGAGAGCCACGAAGACGACGAUGAUUGA
Aspergillus wentii DTO 134E9 is the source of this 3360-nucleotide messenger RNA. Its product is annotated as endopeptidase La. Gene Ontology annotation, biological process: mitochondrion organization; protein catabolic process; protein quality control for misfolded or incompletely synthesized proteins. The transcript has 3 exons. Gene Ontology annotation, molecular function: ATP hydrolysis activity; ATP-dependent peptidase activity; single-stranded DNA binding. Lineage: Eukaryota; Fungi; Ascomycota; Eurotiomycetes; Eurotiales; Aspergillaceae. The record is from RefSeq and is a predicted model, not a curated record. Gene Ontology annotation, cellular component: mitochondrial matrix. Bases 1 to 3360 code for a protein of 1119 amino acids.